This is a messenger RNA of Anarrhichthys ocellatus (wolf-eel), 1497 nucleotides long. It is a transcript of the gene atp23, whose product is annotated as ATP23 metallopeptidase and ATP synthase assembly factor homolog. Gene Ontology annotation, biological process: mitochondrial protein processing; mitochondrial proton-transporting ATP synthase complex assembly. Gene Ontology annotation, molecular function: metalloendopeptidase activity. The transcript has 6 exons. NCBI's taxonomy places the organism in Eukaryota, Metazoa, Chordata, Actinopteri, Perciformes, Anarhichadidae. Bases 268 to 987 code for a protein of 239 amino acids. The record is from RefSeq and is a predicted model, not a curated record.
GCGCUAGGAGGUAACGACCUGCCUACACGUUCCGAAUAGAUGAUCUAUACUUCUCUAUAUCUCUAACUAAACUGCGUUGGGGGAACAAAAAUAAUUUAAAUGUUUUUUUAUGUUACAUUGAAGUGAAUUUUAUUUCCUGACUUUUGUAUGAGAACAAUCAGAUUACAAAUACAUAUUCCCAUUAAUUUACCUUUGACCUCUUGGGACCACGUGAUCUACCAAAUAUUGAUGACCUCUCCUGCUAGCUAGCUAGUGGUAGCUAAACUGAUGCUAACAUUUCUCACAAUGGAGCAGCCUAAACAAGAGGAGGAAUAUGGAUACGACUUAUUCCCGGAGAGAAACUCGGCAAAAUACAAGGGCAGGUCGCUCACAGAGAGCCUGUUCACGUUCAACCACAAAUGCCAGGUCAUGCUGCAGUUCGCGACGGAAACUAGUCCGUAUGCCAAACUCCUCCUCAGUGCCAUGAAAAGCUCAGGAUGCAAAGUGUUGAAAGACCGACAUUUCUCCUGUGAGGACUGUGACGGGUCAGUCAGCGGUGGCUUUGACGCGGCGUCCUCUCAAAUUGUUUUGUGUCAGAACAACAUCCACCAGCAGUCCCACAUGAACCGAGUGGUCACGCAUGAGCUCAUCCACGCCUUCGACCACUGUCGGGCCCACGUGGACUGGUUCGACAACUUAAGACAUCUGGCCUGUUCUGAGAUACGGGCAGCUAACCUCAGUGAAGACUGCUCCUUUAGCAACGAAGUCUCCAGAUUCAACUUUGGCUUCAAGCAGCAUCAUCAGGCGUGCGUCAGAGGCCGCGCCCUUCGCUCCAUCCUAGCUGUGAGGAAAAUCAGCCGACAGGAGGCGGAGAAAAUAGUGGACGAGGUCUUUGACACGUGUUUCAACGACCACGCGCCGUUUGGACGAAUCCCGCACGGCAAGAAGGAUGCUGGGUUUGCCAACAGAGAUUAUGAGAACAGAGAUCGAUAUUAUGCAAACCUUUAGUGUCGACAUGUUCUCAUUUAACUCCCAAGGGUGCUGUGACUGGCGGUGACGCUGACAAACGUCCGGCGGCAUCAGGAACCUGCUCAGUAUUGAAGCCUCAACAGAAUGACUGUCAAAAACAUUCAAAUCCCCCCAGUAGGGAUAUUUAGAUAAUGAUUUGUCCUUGGAAAAGGAAAGGAAAAGGAGGAAGAGUACAUUUCAUGUUCUACCUUAAUUUUUUUUUUAUACUAAUUCUGUAUAAAGGGAUUGUAAGGUGUGAAUUAUUAGAUGAGGUCCCAGUGACUUAUUUGCCAUUUGUUUUUAUUUGACCAAUGGGUGCUUUUAAAGAAAUACAGGAUUUGAUUUUUGUCCGUCGGUGUUUGCUGUGAAAGUCCUUUGCUGACAAAUGAGGAUGUAUUUGUUCUUCAUCUUGUUGCCAUAUUGACCUCCACUCAUUUCUUGUAAAUAGAGCAGAUUGUGCUUAAAUUAAACCAAAUCAACUUGUGUUUGAAUUAAAGUUUGAUUCCUCUG